AUGCACUCAACGACUUUAGUCGGUAAAAGUGUCACCGAUUUUCAAAUUAGCAUUCAGAUCUUCAAAGAGGAUUAUCUAGGUGUUCGUCUAUGCAUAAGUGAAAUUUCUGAUCCUUGUGGAACUUGCAUUCAUCGCUUCAUUCUUGUGGCACAAACGACUUCCAGAAUGCACAGCUACUCCAUUAUCAUUCUUAUUAUGGUUGUCGCCGGUUCAGUUUCUAGCUAUCCGGAUUUCAAAAAGAUGCGCGGAGAAAUUAGACGAGGCAGCAUCAUUUUGGGAAAACGAGAAAGCCCACCUGAGGAAUUGCGAGCUCCAGCUCAAUCAAAUCAUCACAUCUCACAACCAUUCGAUUAUUGGGUUGACUUACCAACUGUUCGAGUGUUGGACGACGAUAAUUAUAGAUUUUUGGCACCCGAUGUUGACACCGAUGUGAUGGAAAGAGUCGCAAAAAGCGGAAUCCGACCAAAAUUGGCACUGAGUUCUCGUCUUUGGGGACGUCGACGAUGA
This is a messenger RNA of Caenorhabditis bovis, 507 nucleotides long. Lineage: Eukaryota; Metazoa; Nematoda; Chromadorea; Rhabditida; Rhabditidae. The record is from the annotation of a GenBank genome assembly.